AUUCCUCCGACACGUCACAUGAUCAGGCAGGUCUGAUAAAUAUCAGCAGGCUGUUCACACAGACACAGCAAACCUCAGCAGAGCUACACACACGUUACCAACAGCAGGAUCACAGGCAGCCUUAUCAACCCUGAAACAGGUGGUCUGUUGAAUGCCUUCACUCUGCUCCCAGUCUGCACUCCACCUCACUACACCCUCAGACACCAUGGUCGUACACGAGGAGAAGGAGUGUGUGGUGUGCUUCAAUGAGUACUCUCGCAGCGGCCGGGUCCCUCGGGUGCUGCACUGCGGACACACCUUCUGUGCACCCUGCCUGGAGCAGCUGUCCCAGCUGAAGGGGUUCCUCUGCUGCGUCUCCUGCCCCCUGUGCCGCUGGAUCACCUGCACCAGGGCCAGCCUGACGCUGCCCGGGGCCCUGUGGGUCAACACGGAGAUCUGGGACAAGAUAGUGGAGGACAAGGUGGAGGAGAGGGUGAUACCAUCAGCCCUGAUGGAGGAUUUAAGCUACACUGAGACACAACUCAUCCAGUCAUCACUGCCUGUUUCAAAACAGUCUGGUGGCAAGACCUUACUCCAGAGGAUGUGUGGAUGUGUGACGCAGCAGCCAGACAUGGACGCGUGUUGACAGUUUAACAGCAGAAGAAGAAAUGACAGAGGCAUCUCCGUUCCCCUUUUCGUUCUAACUGAAGGGCCCAUGGCUGUAUGGAAAGGAACCUGAUUAAUGUUACUGAUGACAUCAGAGGCCGGCCUGAGGAGCGAAGGACCUGAUGAAGUAUUUAUAAUUAGAUUCUAAACUCAAACCAAACAUUUAAUUCGUUUUAUUUGGUUGGCAUUUGAUUAUGGUCAAGAAAAUGUGUUUCAUCAUAUUCUUGAAAAUGUACGAACCAUAAACCCAACUUUACUUUCGUUAUGUCCUACAUACAAUCCUACCUGCAUACAUUUAAAUAUUGCACAAAAGCUGAAGCUGUGAAAACUGAAACCUAAUUUAAUCAAUUUAAAUAUGUAUUUUAUUUGUAUUUUAUUUGGUUUGUUUUUUAUGUUGAUCUGAUUAUUUUGUAUGUUCUUUGCACUACACAUCACAUUUACAUUGCUUUGUUAAAAUGGUAAAUCUGUGUAGUUUAGGUUUAUUUGCAAGUUUUGGUCUGUCAUAUAUCUUUAUUUUUCAAAGUGUUUCUGUUUGGGAGAUGAAUAAUAAUGUUAUAGUUGCUUAUUGUUAUUUUAUUUUAUGAUGUUAAUACUUUCUUCCACCUUUAAACAUUUUAAUAUUUUAAUGCCUGUACACUUGCUUGUUGCUGCUGCAACACAUAUUUUCCCAAUUUGGGGUCAAUAAAGUAUCUCUCUUAAAAGUA
This is a messenger RNA of Gymnodraco acuticeps, 1349 nucleotides long. RefSeq names its product RING finger protein 208-like. The transcript has 3 exons. NCBI's taxonomy places the organism in Eukaryota, Metazoa, Chordata, Actinopteri, Perciformes, Bathydraconidae. Gene Ontology annotation, biological process: protein ubiquitination. The record is from RefSeq and is a predicted model, not a curated record. Gene Ontology annotation, molecular function: ubiquitin protein ligase activity. The coding region runs from base 152 to 625 and encodes 157 amino acids.